AGGGAAGGGGGAGGAGAGGGGAGCGGAUUAGCACAGCGUCGGUGCCCGGCGUCGCUUUUAGACGACAACAAACACAAGAGUGAUUGAGGUGAAAACGCGCACAUUUGCACCUGCGUGUCGUCCCAGACCAGCGUCUGCGUCUUUCCGAAGCUUCUUGUUUUUUAUCUUCUCUCCAUCCUCUCCCCGGCGUCCAAGCAUGUCUCUGUCCGGCUCACAGACACCAGAGGAAGGACUCUACGGCUCCUGGGUCGAGCUGGAGGAACUGAUCGCGGCCGCGAGCCGCAGGGAGAGUCUGACGGGGCCGCAGGACAGCAGCAUCUCCUCGGCCCUGCAGGGGGAGCUGGAGAGGAUCCUCCUGGAGGCGCAGCUGGAGUGCGAGAGGAGUAAAGACAGUCCCCCACAAGUGACGACCCCACAGUCCACUGGUUCGCCAAGACCCAGCAGUGAGCAGGACAGUGACUGUGUGACCAUACAGGAGGACAGCGAGCGGAGAGCGGACACUGACUGGGUGUGGGAUUGGUCCAGUAGGCCCGAAAAUAUGCCACCAAAAGAGUUUGUGUUUCAGCACCCGAAGCAGCAGGUCUCGCUCAGCGUUAGGAAGACAGAAGUGAUGAAGAGAGGGAUCUUCUCCUCUGAUGUCCUCCUCAUUCUCGUUCCCUCGCUGCUUGCGUCACACCUGCUCACGCUCGGAGUCGGGAUCUACAUAGGAAAGCGACUGGCCGCUUCCACAACCAGCACGCUGUGACGUCAGCUGUAGGACAGCGCCCCCCAUCCCAGCCCGCCGCCCGCCCCCUCCCGCCCUCUCACUCGCUGACCUAGUAAGGUCACAGUCCGCCCUCUCCACCGCACUAACUUGCCUCCUUCCUUCGUCAUGUGGCAAACGUAGGACCCUGCCCGGCCCUUACCUGUGUCUCUCCGUCCGUCUGUCUACCCAGCAGUACUCUGUCUCUGUCUCCCCCCGUUGUCAGUCCGUGCAUGUCGUAGGGCCCAGGCAGCGGAUGAAUGCCGACCAGUGAGUCAGACUGAGGUCACGUUUACUCUCCCGCAGAGCGGCAGUGAUCUCAGCCAUCGGAGAGGAGAGAUUGCCCAGAUACAAGAGAAAGGACAGAAAGAGAGUUUUAUCCAGUGAGAACAAUAAAUCCCCUUGAUAGGGACGAGAUGAAAAUGGCUUGUUGGGAACAGUGGGUUCCAGCAAAAUGAGAAAGAUAAUACGCGCGAGCCAUUGUCCCAACCUUUUGAAAAAAAAAAAAAAAAAAAAAAAGCAAAAUGGCCGUCAUUUGUCAGAAGUAAUGACCCUCUGUGAGACUGAGCUGCUAAAAGUGAUUCUCGGGUUUUUUUUUUUGUCUUCCCCCGAUGGUGAUUCUAUUGUAGGGAGUUUUAGUUGGCUGAGUGAACAUAGGAGUGGCUCUGGUUGUGCUUUUUGUCCCGUAAACCAAUUAAAUAUUUGACCUCCGACGAAGACAAUCACGACCCCAUUAAACUUCACUCCUCAAAAACCUC
Mugil cephalus (flathead mullet) is the source of this 1500-nucleotide messenger RNA. RefSeq lists its product as uncharacterized. The record is from RefSeq and is a predicted model, not a curated record. Lineage: Eukaryota; Metazoa; Chordata; Actinopteri; Mugiliformes; Mugilidae. The coding region runs from base 197 to 745 and encodes 182 amino acids. Gene Ontology annotation, cellular component: mitochondrial envelope; nucleus; mitochondrial outer membrane. Gene Ontology annotation, biological process: positive regulation of apoptotic process; mitochondrial outer membrane permeabilization. The transcript is spliced from 6 exons.